Messenger RNA from Lactuca sativa (garden lettuce), 4451 nucleotides. NCBI's taxonomy places the organism in Eukaryota, Viridiplantae, Streptophyta, Magnoliopsida, Asterales, Asteraceae. The record is from RefSeq and is a predicted model, not a curated record.
GCCUCAAACUCUUCACCAAGUGUAUAUUGGUAAAUGGAGGAAGGUGGAAAUGUAUCGUUCGGUUGGUGGUACAACUCCACCAAUGAAAACAUUUUUAGAUUUGCCGUUGCAUUUUCAGAAAGGAGAAGUUUCAUUUGGAGUGGGGUUUGAACCAGUUUUAGCCGAUUUGAGCUAUGCAUUCACUGUGGCUUUACGCAGGGCAAAGUUAAGUGUUAGGGACCCAAAUCCCUUUGUUGUCCCUCCAAAGAAAGAGAAAAGCUUGCCAUGGUGGGAUGAAAUGAGAAACUACAUCCAUGGAAAAACCACCUUAUCUUUCUCCGAGAUGUUGUUUAACAUCCUUGGCACAGCCGAUCCAUAUGAAAAAUCUGAAAAACUCCAAAUGUCUUCUGGGCAUAUCGAAAUCCAGCAAUCCGAUGGCAGGAUUUACAUUUCUGCAAGGGAGUUGAAGAUUUUUACAAGCAGUUUGGAGAGUUUGUUGAAAAACUCAACCAUCAAACCUCCAGCUGGCGCCCAGGGUCCUUUCUUCAUAGCCCCAACUCUGAUUCUUGAAGUUGCCAUGGAUUGGGGGUGUGACUCUGGCACCCCUCUUAACCAUUUUUUGUUUGCACUCCCGUCUGAAGGUGAAGCACGUGAGUAUAUAUUUGAUCCUUUCCGAUCCACUUCCCUCUCCAUGCGGGUUAAUUUGGCCCUCAGACCUCAGAAUCAAUCACAGUCCAAAGACACUUCAUUUGAUUCGCCUACUAUAAGUCUUGCCCCUCAUGAUAUUUCUUGGCUACUAAAGUUUGGGAAUUUGAAUUACCUCCCUCCUGUAAAACUGCGUUUUUUCUCUCGUUACCCUCGGUUUGGUGUCCCAAGAGUUGCUAGAUCUGGAAACUUGGCAUUAGAUAAAGUCAUAACAGAAAUUAUGUUUCGGGUUGAUUCAACUCCAACCCGCAUACGGCAUAUGUCUUUAGAUGAAAGUGAUAUAGCAAAAGGAUUGACUUUUAAGAUGUCAAAGCUAAAAUCCGAAGUGUAUCUAGGACGUGGAAAGCAAAAGUUCAGUUUUGAUAGCAGGCGUGAUCUUCUUGAUGUUGUUUACCUGGGUCUUGAUCUUCAUAUGCCUAGGGUGUUUCUGGAUAGGGAAGAUCCCACAAGUGUUAUCAAAGUUACGUCAUCCAAGACCACCUCACAAGAAAAAGUUGUAAAUGAUAAUUCCGGAGGGUUUUUAUUGUCGUCUGAUUAUUUUAUCAUCAGAAAGCAAUCCCCAAAAGCAGACUGUUCACGAUUAUUGGCAUGGCAAGAAUCUUGCAAAAAAAGUAUAGAGAUGAAAUUUGGGGCAUCUAUAUGUCGACGUGGAAGUGAUAGUGAUGAUCAAGAAAGGUCCGAUCCAAGUGAUGAUGAUGGAUAUAAUGUUGUGAUAUCUGAUAAUUGUCAACGGGUUUUUGUGUAUGGGCUUAAGAUCCUUUUGGCAAUUGAGAACCGAAAUGCAAUUUUGUCGUGGGGUGCUGAGUUAGGUAAAGCAGUCGCACCUCCAAAACCUUCUCCUUCUCGUUUGUAUGCCCAGAGGAAGCUGCUAGAAGACCAAAAUAAAACUGACCACCCGCUUCAAGAAGAUGUCUCCAACACCACCGCUUCUACUGAUCAAACUGAAACUGCUUCGCCCAAAUCAAAGGAACCUUCAAAAUCAGAUCAGUCUCCAUCACCUUCAAAUAACAUACAACAUCAAACAUUUGAUGAUAUCGCAAAACAUGUCAACGUAGAUGGCUCUCAGGAGGAUGAGGAGGGCACUUGUAAUUUCAUGGUAAAUGUUAUUGAGCCCCAAUUCAAUCUUCACUCCGAAGAUUUCAAUGGUAGAUUUUUGGUGGCUGCUUCUAGUGGGAGAGUUUUAGGCCGAUCAUUUCAUAAAGUUGUAAAUGUUGUAUUAGAGGCGAUUGAAGAAGCUAGUAAUGGUGAUGGGGAUGGAGGAUGUGUUCCUGAACUGAUAUGGAACCGGUCGGAGCUGUCUGUGAUGUUGGAACACGUGCAGGCUCAUGUUGCUCCUACUGAUGUGGAUCCAGGGGCUGGAGUCCAAUGGCUACCAAAGAUCAGGAAGAGUUCCCCAAAAGUAAAGCGCACUGGGGCUUUACUUGAACAGGUCUUCACCCCCUGUGAUAUGUACUUCCGCUUCACAACACACAAUGGUGGAACCGCAGAUUUAAAGGUGAAACCUUUAAAAGAACUCGCCUUCAAUUCUGAUAAUAUGACAGCAAUCAUGACAUCUCGCCAGUUUCAUGUUAUUCUUGAUGUUUUCAACAAUGUACUCUUGGCCAGACCACCAAAGCCUCAAAAAAGUAGCAUUCCUAAAUCAGCAGAAGAUGAUGAAGAGAUGGAGGAGGAAGCUUAUGAGGUGGUGCCUGCUGGUGUUGAAGAGGUAGAACUAGAAAGAGUUAAACUUGAACAGAAAGAACGGAUACAAAACUUGCUUUAUGAGGAUAUAAGGAACCUUUCUCUUCCAUCUGAUACCGUUGUAGAUGUGCCCUCAGAAAAGGAAGAGGAUAUACUCAUCGUAAUCACCACCAGACCCAUAUUGGUGCAAAUGCUUAGGAAAGAGGUCAUUAAUGCACAAAAAUCCAGAAAGGCUGUGGCUGCUUCUUUGAGGGUGAUUUUGCAGAAAGCUGCAGAGCAACAGCUAAUGGAGAAAGAGAAAGAGAAGAAUAAAGGCCCAUCAUGUGCCAUGCACGUAUCUUUUCAGUUGAAGAAAGUUGCAUGGAGCAUGCUCCUCGAUGGAAAAUCUAUUUCAGAGAUCGAGAUAAAUGACAUGAUAUACGAUUUUGACAGAGAUUAUAAAGAUAUUGGUGUUGUUAGAUUCACAAUUAAGUGCUGUGUUGUGAAAAACUGCUUGCCUAAUGCUAAAUCAGAUACACUUCUUGCCGCAUGGAAUCCUCCUUCCGAAUGGGGAAAGAAAGUCAUGAUUCGUGUAGAUGCCAAACUAGGCGCUCCAAAGGAUGGUGCCUCACCUAUUGAAUUGUUCCAGGCCGAUGUUUACCCCUUGAAAAUACAUUUGACUGAGACGAUGUACCGGAUGAUGUGUGGAUAUUUCUUUACGGAGGAGGAACAAGACAGCCACCGGCGGCAGGAAGUUUGGAAGGUCUCGACAACUGCUGGUUUAAGAAGAGGCAAAACCAAGGAAUUAGAGGGAUCCUCCAAAUCAACCACAACCGACCCCUUGGUAUUGGCAUCAAAGAAAGGGAAAGUAUCAGGCCAUGAGUUAAGGAGAAGCUCUUCUUUUGAUAGAACAUGGGAAGAAAAUGUAGCCGAAUCUGUGGCUAAUGAACUUCUAGAACAAAUGCAAUCCUUAGAACAGGAAGAGUUGAGUAAACCUAAAUCCAAGGACUCAAAAACUUGUGCAAAAUCAUCAAAAACUGGAAAACCUUCAAAACCUGGACAUGAAGAAAAGAAGGUAGGUAAACCAACCGACGGAAAGAAAGGCAAGCCUGAGGUGAUUAGAGAGUUUCAUAAUAUCAAGAUAAGUCAGGUGGAACUACUGGUGACUUAUGAAGGUUCAAGAUUUGCAGUAAGUGAUCUGAGGUUGCUGAUGGAUUCAUUCCACCGUGUUGAAUUCACUGGAACUUGGAAGAAGCUGUUUGCCAGAGUUCAAAAGCAUGUUAUUUGGGGAGUCCUCAAGUCUGUGACUGGAAUGCAGGGUAAGAAGUUCAAAGAUAAGUUGCAUAGUCAAAAUAAAGAACCAAAUCUAGCGAAUGUCCCAACACUUGAUCACGAUAGCGACAACGAUGAUGGCUGCAAAUCCGACAAUCAUGGUUUAGCUUUUCCUAAACGGUCUACUGUUGCUGCUGUUGAUGGAGCUGGUGAUGGAUUUGUUACCUCUGUUAGAGGACUAUUCUCGACACAACGCCGCAAGGCCAAGGCGUUUGUCCUUCGCACAAUGAGAAAUGAAGGAGAAGAGUCAAUGCCUGGUGACUGGAGUGAUAGCGACGAUUAUUCUCCUUUUGCUAGACAACUCACUAUAACGAAAGCAAAGAAGCUUAUCAAACGCCACACCAACAAGUUUAACUCUCAGAAAGGUUUUUCUUUUGACGGACUUCCAUUUUCACCGAGAGAUCACGAGGCAUCUGAAAGUGAUUCUUCGAGUGGUGAUCCUUUUGAGGAAUACCUCGAGUACAAGGCUGCCCAAGAAAAAGCUGCCCAAGAAAAUGAUGCCCUGGAAAACGCUCUUGCUGAAAAACCACCAUCCACACCAUAAUAUGGUUGUAAAUACAACCCAGGUUCAUCAAUUCAACGAACCAUGUAGAUAUAUAAACAAAUUAUAGUUUCUUUAUAUUGGUUUAACUGCAAUUUUGAUCUUUCUUUCGAUCUUAUAUAUGAGAGUUGUAUACGCGGAACAAAUUUAUAUGUUGUAGAUGUUCUAGUUACCACUCAAGAGGUUCAUGAUUAUGUAUACAUGAAAUUUCUAUAUUUAGAAUCAAAAUAAAUGU